Diachasmimorpha longicaudata is the source of this 1128-nucleotide messenger RNA. RefSeq names its product alpha-ketoglutarate-dependent dioxygenase alkB homolog 7, mitochondrial. Gene Ontology annotation, cellular component: mitochondrial matrix. The coding region runs from base 191 to 910 and encodes 239 amino acids. The transcript is spliced from 5 exons. Gene Ontology annotation, biological process: fatty acid metabolic process; DNA damage response. NCBI's taxonomy places the organism in Eukaryota, Metazoa, Arthropoda, Insecta, Hymenoptera, Braconidae. The record is from RefSeq and is a predicted model, not a curated record.
UGGCGACCCACCGAAUGCAACACUAACCUAAUCACAGUAUUUUAUUCGUAUUCUUAAAGUAGUCAGCUGAUUAAUAAUAAAGAUCGUCAAUUGAUUGAUAAUUACAAAUGAAUUGAUCAUUGAGUCAUCAAUGUGGAUUUUGUUGGACACAUUUUGAGUGAAAUUAUUGGAGGGAGCUGAGUAAAUAAAAAUGAAUCUAAUCAUGAGGAGAAUGUUAAAGCGAGUACUGUUAUUAACAAAAUACUCUCCCCCAAGCCGAACUAUUCACAAUUCUCCACAAUUAACGUCAUCAGCACUAGACAAAAUAGAACAAAAUGAUAACAGCAAAUGGAGGGAGGAACUGCUAUCAACAAUGCGAAUAUUUCCGGAAUUCAUUACUCGAAGAGAGGAGGAGGAGUUGUUCAACGAGGUCGAACCGUACAUGAAACGUCUCCGUUAUGAGUUCUCCCACUGGGACGAUGCCAUUCACGGGUAUAGGGAGACAGAGAGAGCUAAGUGGAACGAAGAGAAUACUAAAAUCAUCGACAGAGUGAGGAAACUGGCCUUUCCACCAGGAAUGCCACAACUGGGGCUUGUUCAUGUUCUGGAUUUGGCUCCGGAGGGAAGGAUAAAGCCCCAUGUCGAUAGUGUCAGGUUUUGUGGAGAUGUGAUAGCCGGACUAAGUCUUCUAACCGACUGCAUAAUGAGGCUAACUCUGGUGGGAAACGAAAAAGACUGCCGAGAGGAUUUUCUCCUUCCUCGCAGAUCGCUUUACAUAAUGAGUGGUGUAGCUCGUCAAAAGUACAAUCAUGAGGUAUUAGGCCCAGAAGAAUCGAUAUAUCAAGGAGAGAAGAUAAUCAAAGGUAGACGUAUUUCUGUAAUAUGCAGAAGUGAGCCUGACAGCGAGCAGGACCCUAAAAAUAGAGUGUAAAUCUCUUCUUAGGGACUUCAAUAGAAUAUUAUACACACGAAUACACGUGACAUGAUCAUAAAGUUGAUGUACAAAUCACUUAAAAUCAAAUUUCAUUCAGCGAAGCACGAAUUACAAAGGUGUCUCCACCUUCCACCUCAUUUUAUAAAUAAUCAUUAAUCUUUAAUUUUGGAACGGACGUUAUUGUAGUUCAAUUAAAUUGUUGAAAGCAUCUGCAA